Molecule: messenger RNA, 1050 nt
Organism: Morone saxatilis (striped sea-bass)
Lineage: Eukaryota; Metazoa; Chordata; Actinopteri; Moronidae
Product: galectin-5
Biological process (GO): negative regulation of extrinsic apoptotic signaling pathway; macrophage chemotaxis; positive chemotaxis
Cellular component (GO): immunological synapse; nucleus
Molecular function (GO): IgE binding; laminin binding; carbohydrate binding
Source: RefSeq, a predicted model, not a curated record
GUGCAGCCCUGCCAGCCCUGCUGGCCAGGCACCCAGUACCAGCCUCCCCAGCAACCAGCUCAGUACCAGCCCCCCCAGCCACCAGCUCCAAUUCAAACUCAAGUCCCUGCUCAAGUUCCAGCUCCAACUCCAGCCCCAGUCCCAGCACCUCAUCCUGCCACGGGCAUACAUCCAAAUGUACCAGGGUGGCCUGCCCACCCUGGUUGGCCUUAUAACCCAGGACAGUCAGGAUGGCCUGGACAGAGUCCAUCUAUCAUGCCUCCACACUGGCUUCCACCCACAUCUGGACCUCUUAGUGUGCCAUACAACUUGAACCUGGCCCGGGGGGUCUAUGACAAGAUGAUGAUGACCAUCUUGGGCCAUGUCAAACCAAAUGCUAAAAUGUUCACAGUGAACUUUCUGAGAGGCAACGACAUCGCCUUUCACAUCAACCCCCGCUUCUGUGAGGGUGGCAAACAGGUGCUGGUCCGUAACCACAAACUGGGUGAACGCUGGGGCUCAGAGGAGAGGGACCUGAAGGGACCCUUCCCCUUCGCUCUCGGGAGCCCAUUUGAGAUGAAGAUCCUGUGCACUCAUGAGGUAUUCAGGGUGGCAGUGAACAACAUCCCGCUGUUUGAGUUUCGACACCGCAUCAUAGAGCUCAACCGGAUUGACAGAAUCAACAUCCUGCAUGAUGUCGUCCUCACCUUUGUCAAUGUGGAAACACUUCCAUAGGAGACACACUGUUACUCAUACAGUAAAAAAUUAAUUAACACAUGACAAGGAUGUACAUGCGGAUGAGCAAAAACAUGUACACACACUACAUAUGGUAGGAACUAAAAUGUUCCAAUUUAUUUAUCAUGAUGCUUAAAGAUCAAACAAAUAAGAGUGUUAGUAUGUGAUGUAAUAUUAAUAUUGACGUGAGCUGAGCUCAUCCUAUAAUAUGCUUCAAUAAGUUCACUUCCUCUACCACAAAGCUAACAUUUAAUACACAUAAAGCUAUCUUUUUCAGCACAAAUAUGCUACUGCUACUGUAUUUAUUGUGUAAAAUAUUUGAUCAAAUUGCUACUA